AAAAUCCUAUCAUCUUUAUAUAUUAUUCAUCAUUUAUUUGAUCAUAAUGAUAUUAUCAUUUUGUUUAAUUUGGCUGUUAACACAACCACAAUCAUUAAUCAUAGCUAAUCAUCAUAAUCAUAAUGAUGAUGAUCAAAAUGGACAACGAUUAUCAACAAUAGUAUCAUUUAAUAAUGAUAGUUUACAAAAGAUGGUAAACAUGACAACAUCAUCAUCGAAUAUUAUCGAUACAAAUCAACAACACCAACAACAACAGUUGAUUGAACAGGAAAGAAUUUUAGCACGUGAAAGAGUUAAACAAAAUCAUUUAAAUUUUAUACGUGAACAAUUGAUGCAAAUAUUAUUGGCUGGUCGUACACCACCAACACCAAAUAAUGUUACUGUUUCAUCAUUGAAUGUUGAUGCUAAUGUUGUACAGAUUAAAAAAGUAGUGGAAAAUGGUAAUCCACCAAUACCAUCAUCAUCAUCAUCAUUAUUAACACCGAUAACAUCAAUCAAUCCAACAAAUGUUCGAUCAUCAUCAUCAUCAUUAUCGGAAAUUUAUGCACAACGUUUACAAAGUUUUUAUCCAACAUGCAAUACGAAUGCGGGAUAUUCUGUAAACAUUGAUCAUCAACAACAACAACGACAAAUGGAAAUGAAACUUUAUUUCGAUCUAAAUAUUCCGAAAUUACCGGAUAAACGAACACAUAUAACAAUAAUGUGGGCAAAAUUACGUUUAUUCAUGAUGAAAGGACCUUGUUAUCAUUUGAAUGAUAAUAAUGACGAAUCAUUAUCCAAAUGUAAUGAAGCCGAUAAUAAGAUAAUCAUUUCAUUAUAUCAAUUGAUACCGCGACCAUCAUCAUCAUUAUCAUCAUUGAAACAUAAUGAUAAUGUCCGAUUUAUUGAUCGUCAAACCAUAUCCGGUUCAUAUCGUGGUCAUAUUGAUUUUAAUGUCCAAAAUGUUAUUAAUGUUGAUUGGCAAAAUCAAUCAUCCAAUUAUGGAUUUUUGAUUCGUAUGGAAAAUGGCCUAAAUAAUCAAAUUUCACCAUUUCGUUUUAUUCAACAGAUGAAUUGUUCAGAUAAUGUAUCACCAAUACCAAAUCUAGCUGAAUUAUAUGGCAAAAAUAUAAUCAAUUUAAAUCAAACAUUCAAUAAUUCCUUACAAUUACAACAACAAGAUAAUCAUCGUUUCAAUUAUCCAACAUUAGAUCUAAUGACAAUGGAAAUGGCAAAAGAUGAACAUAAUGAUGAUAUAACACAGAUAAUGUCACCAUCUAUGAUCAAUGUGACGAAUCUUCUAAAUAAUAAUAAUCGAAUGAACGAAUAAUGGAAUUCAUUUGACUUAUUUCACAUUUUUACCCGGUUUUCUUUUUUUUUCAAUCAAUUCAUACAGAUUUUACUAUAAUUAUUAUACACACACAUAAUGGAUAAUCUUUUGCAAACAU
This is a messenger RNA of Dermatophagoides pteronyssinus (European house dust mite), 1427 nucleotides long. RefSeq lists its product as uncharacterized. The record is from RefSeq and is a predicted model, not a curated record. Lineage: Eukaryota; Metazoa; Arthropoda; Arachnida; Sarcoptiformes; Pyroglyphidae.